This is a messenger RNA of Tribolium castaneum (red flour beetle), 1123 nucleotides long. RefSeq lists its product as uncharacterized. Lineage: Eukaryota; Metazoa; Arthropoda; Insecta; Coleoptera; Tenebrionidae. Gene Ontology annotation, biological process: S-methylmethionine cycle. Bases 133 to 1074 code for a protein of 313 amino acids. The transcript has 5 exons. The record is from RefSeq and is a predicted model, not a curated record. Gene Ontology annotation, molecular function: zinc ion binding; S-adenosylmethionine-homocysteine S-methyltransferase activity.
UGCAACAAUGAGUUUAACUAUUUGUUGCACACGUGGGGGCUAAACACACUUUUGGGAACAAACCACGCGUUAUUUUGAGACUUUGUUUUGUUAUGGGCGUGGGACGCGUCACCUGUCAAUUAUUGGUAAAAAAUGUCGGACCGGAAGAAGAAAAUCGUGCUGUUGGACGGUUCUUUCGGCUUCCAGUUGAGUAAGUACGUCUCAAAAUCACUCGAUGGGGACCCUUUGUGGAGCGCCAGGUCUUUGGCGUCGGACCCGGAGGCUGUCAUUCGCGUCCACUUGGAUUAUAUCAAAGCCGGUUGUGAUAUAAUAGAAACAAAUAGUUACCAGGCUAGUGUACCGGGUUUCAUGAAAUAUUUAAAUCUCUCAAAGGAGGAGAGCUAUAAUCUAGUAAAAAAGUCAGUCGUUUUGGCAAAAACCGCAAUUGAGAGGGCGCAAAAAGAGGGAAUUUUGCAAGGUGACGCAAAACCGCUGAUUGCUGGUUCAGUGGGGCCUUAUGGUGCUUAUUUACACGAUGGGUCUGAAUAUAACGGUUAUUACACCGACAGGAUUUCAAGGGAGGAGUUUGUAGAUUAUCACAAGUCGCGAAUUGAUGCUUUGAUUGAGGGCGGGGUUGAUUUACUGGCAAUUGAGACAAUUCCGAGUAAAAAAGAAGCGGAAAUUAUUGUUCAGUUGAUCAAAGAGUAUCCAGAUAUCAAAGCGUGGCUUUCAUUUAGUUGUCAAACCGAGGGGGCUUGCACAGCACACGGCGAUAAUUUCAAAGAUGCCGCAACCUCGUGUUAUAAACUGAAUCCAGAUCAGAUCCUUGCGGUGGGGGUCAAUUGUAUAGCCCCCCAUGCCGUGGAGCCCCUCUUAAAGGAAAUUACCGACAUUCCCUUGAUAGUUUACGCCAAUAGUGGGGAGAAAUAUGACCCCGAUUUAGGGUGGGACAAUAAUUGCGAAAAGCUGGAGGAAUAUGUGCCAGUUUGGCUAAACUUGGGGGUGAAAUAUAUCGGGGGUUGUUGCCGAGUGUGCGAUAAUUACAUAACGAAAAUCGCAGAUGAGGUGCGCAAGUGGGAGGAAAAUAACUCGUAAAGCAUUUAUUCGAUAUCUCUACAUUUAAUAAAUCUUUUGAUAAAGUUUA